AUGAGCGGCGGCGUGUAUGGUGGAGAUGAAGUUGGGGCUCUUGUUUUUGAUAUUGGCUCAUACACAGUGAGAGCAGGCUAUGCCGGUGAGGACUGUCCAAAGGUUGAUUUUCCAACAGCCAUUGGUGUGGUCCUAGAAAGGGACAAUGGCAGCACUCUCAUGGAGAUAGAUGGUGACAAAGGCAAACAAGGGGGCCCAACUUACUACAUAGACACCAAUGCCUUGAGAGUUCCAAGGGAAAACAUGGAGGCCAUUUCACCUUUAAAAAAUGGAAUGAUUGAAGACUGGGAUAGUUUCCAGGCAAUUUUGGAUCACACUUACAAGAUGCAUAUUAAAUCUGAAGCAAGUUUGCAUCCUGUCCUUAUGUCUGAAGCACCAUGGAAUACUAGAGCAAAACGUGAAAAACUGACUGAGCUGAUGUUUGAACACUACAACAUCCCUGCUUUUUUCUUGUGUAAAACAGCUGUUCUAACAGCUUUUGCUAACGGGAGAUCUACAGGUCUUAUUUUGGAUAGUGGAGCAACACACACUACUGCUAUUCCAGUGCAUGAUGGAUAUGUACUUCAGCAAGGUAUUGUAAAAUCGCCACUUGCAGGAGACUUCAUUACUAUGCAGUGCCGAGAGUUGUUUCAGGAAAUGAACAUAGAGAUAAUUCCUCCAUAUAUGAUCGCUUCAAAGGAGGCAGUUCGUGAGGGGUCACCAGCAAAUUGGAAGAGAAAAGAGAAGUUACCCCAGGUCACUAGGUCCUGGCACAACUAUAUGUGUAAUUGUGUCAUCCAGGAUUUUCAAGCUUCUGUCCUCCAAGUAUCAGAUUCAACCUAUGAUGAACAGGUAGCAGCACAGAUGCCAACGGUUCAUUACGAGUUCCCCAAUGGCUAUAAUUGUGACUUUGGUGCUGAGCGCCUGAAAAUUCCUGAAGGAUUGUUUGACCCUUCCAAUGUAAAGGGUUUAUCUGGUAAUACAAUGUUGGGUGUGAGCCACGUUGUCACAACAAGCGUUGGAAUGUGUGAUAUAGACAUCAGACCUGGCCUCUAUGGCAGCGUGAUUGUAGCAGGAGGAAACACUCUAAUUCAGAGUUUCACAGACAGAUUGAACAGGGAGCUGUCUCAGAAAACUCCACCGAGCAUGCGCCUGAAGUUGAUAGCAAACAACACCACGGUGGAGCGAAGGUUCAGCUCGUGGAUUGGUGGUUCCAUUUUGGCCUCUUUGGGUACUUUUCAACAGAUGUGGAUUUCUAAACAAGAAUACGAAGAAGGAGGGAAACAGUGUGUAGAAAGAAAAUGUCCUUAAACCUCUUACUGUGAAAACUGCUACCUGCUCAGUGCUCCCUCUGUUUUAUAGCUUUAGCAUACUCAGGAACGAGAUGGACUCUUUUUGUAGAAAGUUUAUAUUGGAUUUUUUGCAUCAUUCAAGUUCCAUUUUAACAAACUUUAGAGAU
Messenger RNA from Indicator indicator, 1438 nucleotides. It is a transcript of the gene ACTL6A, whose product is annotated as actin like 6A. Bases 1 to 1290 code for a protein of 429 amino acids. Gene Ontology annotation, molecular function: chromatin binding. The record is from RefSeq and is a predicted model, not a curated record. The transcript has 14 exons. Gene Ontology annotation, biological process: regulation of transcription by RNA polymerase II; nervous system development. Gene Ontology annotation, cellular component: NuA4 histone acetyltransferase complex; SWI/SNF complex. NCBI's taxonomy places the organism in Eukaryota, Metazoa, Chordata, Aves, Piciformes, Indicatoridae.